GUACACAUACAUGCACACAUACACACACGCCCACAUACAUACACAUACACAUACACACGCGUAUAUGUAUAUAUAUAUAUAUAUAUAAUGUAUACUCUUAUACAUACACCCACACACAUAUUAUGUACGUACAUGCAACACGUACACACUCACAUGCAUAUACACACCCGUAUAUAUAUAUAUAUAUAUAUACAUGCACAUGCAACCACAUACCCAACGCUUACAUACAUGCACACAUGUGUGCAGACAUAUUGUGUGCAUGAACAAUGUGUGUGUGUAUGUGUACAUGCACAAUUUGUGCGUACAUGCACAACACGCAAACAUGCACACACACAAAUAUUGUGUAUAUAUACGUAA
Molecule: messenger RNA, 357 nt
Organism: Loa loa (African eye worm)
Lineage: Eukaryota; Metazoa; Nematoda; Chromadorea; Rhabditida; Onchocercidae
Exons: 1
Source: RefSeq, a predicted model, not a curated record